This is a messenger RNA of Trypanosoma conorhini, 1602 nucleotides long. RefSeq names its product tRNA-dihydrouridine synthase 3. Gene Ontology annotation, molecular function: flavin adenine dinucleotide binding; tRNA dihydrouridine synthase activity; RNA binding. Lineage: Eukaryota; Euglenozoa; Kinetoplastea; Trypanosomatida; Trypanosomatidae. Bases 1 to 1602 code for a protein of 533 amino acids. The record is from RefSeq and is a predicted model, not a curated record. The transcript has a single exon. Gene Ontology annotation, biological process: tRNA processing.
AUGAGCGACUCGGCGCCGUGUGCGGCCGCCGCCCCGCGCGGGGUGUGCCCCGUGAAGGCGGAGUACGUGCGCCCCGCUCCAACACGCGUCACGCUCGACGCGGAGGGGCGCACGCGGGGGAUGAACAAAGGGGUCGAGCGGCAGCGCUCCUGCGCCGUGGAGGGGACACAGCGCCCCGCCUUCGAGGGGGAGUCGAACUUCUUCCACGGCGAAACCCUGCAGCGCGUCAAGGCAGUGGUGCGGCAGUGUGGCGCGGGGGCAAAGCGCGCCCGCGACGGAGCAAAGCAGGAGGAAAAGGAAAAGGACAAUCAGCGGCCACCCACUGAGGAGGAGGCAUCGGUGACUGCGACCGGCGCCGCCGAGGACUGUGGCAGCCACGCCGAGAGGACGGCGGUGCCGCACACCAACACGGAGCCGGGUGACGUCACGAAGGGUGGCGAAUUCCCACGAACGGGAGGGAGCGAAGAAAACAUGCGUGAAGGCCGCGCGCGGCGGCGGGCGUUGUUUGAAAAUAAACUUGUCCUGGCGCCUCUCACGACCGUUGGCAACCUUCCGUUCCGUCGCGUCUGCAAAGGCUACGGGGCGGAUGUCACUGUGAGCGAGAUGGCGAUUGUGCACAACCUCAACCGGCUACAAAAGGGCGAGUGGUCGCUGCUGCGGCGUCACGCGUCGGAAGAUAUUUUUGGCCUGCAGAUUGCCGUGUCCCGCCCGCAGGACGCCGUGACUUGGGCGCAGGCCAUCGCGACGUCGGGCUAUUCGUACGACUUCGUCGACAUUAACUGCGGCUGCCCUGUUGAGCGACUCGUGCUUUCGGGCUGCGGCUGCGGGCUCUGGGAGCGGAAGGGCAACCGGCUGCGGGACGUCGUGCGCUCGCUGGCGCAGCACCAGUCAAAGCCUGUCAGCAUCAAGUGCCGCAUAGGCCCUGACGAGGAGGCGCCGCUGCUGCACAAGCAGAUUGCCGAGUAUGAGGGCUGGGGCGCCGACGCCGUCACGGUUCACGGUCGGUCGCGGAAGCAGCGCUACACAAAGCUGGCGAACUGGGCGUACGUGGAGGACUGCGCCGCACGCACCGCAUUGCCUGUCACUGGCAACGGUGACAUCUUCUCCUACGAGGACGUCCUCGACCACCGCGCCCGGUGCCCGCACGUGAGCUCCUACAUGAUUGGACGCGGCGCGCUCAUCAAGCCGUGGAUCUUCGAGGAAAUAAAGACGGAGCAGCCGAGGGACAUCAGCAGCCAUGAGCGCUUUGAAAUGCUGCGCCGCUUCUGCGACUACGGCCUCUCGCAUUGGGGCUCAGACGAGCGCGGGGUGCUGACAACACGCCGCUUUCUCUGCGAGUGGCUCUCGUUCUUGUACCGCUACGUUCCUGUCGGGUUGCUCGAGCGUUUGCCGCAGCGCAUCAAUGAACGUCCGCCGUACUACGAGGGCCGUGACGAGUUGGAGACGCUGAUGGCGAGCGACAGCGUGGCGGACUGGAUCCGCAUCAGCGAGCUGCUGCUCGGCCCGGCCGGGGAGAAGUUCAGGUUCACGCCAAAGCACCGGAGCAACAGCUACGCCACCCCCGGCGCGGCAGGCGAGGGGGAGAUGCAGGUGGAGGGAUGA